GCACAAGAGAGAAUGGAAAAUCAAAAGCAAAUAGAUGCAGACUAUCUGCUGCAAGGCCAAGGAGAAAUAUGGCAGCACAUAUAUAGCUCUGUAAAAUCCAUGGCUUUGAACUGUGCUGUGGAACUUGGCAUUGCAGACAUAAUAGCCUCCCACAAUUGUCCCAUCACUUUGUCCCAAAUUGCCAAUGACAUUGGCUCCCCAUCUCUAGACAUUCACUGCCUCACACGCAUCAUGAAUUUCCUAGUCCACAUGAAACUCUUCGACGCAAUUAGUCCCCAGCUUGACGGCCGAGAGACUCUCUACGGCCUCACUAAUUCCUCUAGAUGGCUCUUGCGUGAUGCCGAGCUAAGUCUAGCGCCUUUGGUGCUAAUGCGAAACCAUCCAUUGCUAACAGCCCCUUUGCAUUUCCUCAGUCAAUGCGUGACACAGGGCGGUACUGCAUUCCACAAGGCACAUGGCCGUGACAUGUGGGAUUUUGCAUCCGUGAACUCUGAAUUCAACAAAAUAUUCAACAGUGGCAUGGAAUGUACAGCCAAGAUCACGACUAAGGCUGUGAUAUCAGAAUACAGAGAUGGGUUCGGGUGCUUUGGAUCUCUAGUGGAUGUUGGGGGUGGGACUGGGGCUGCAAUUGCUGAGAUUGUCAAGACCUAUCCACAUAUCAAAGGGACUAACUUUGAUUUGCCACAUGUGGUUGCCACUGCACCAAUUCAUCCUGUUGUAGCCCAUAUUGGAGGUGACAUGUUUAAGGCCAUUCCUAAAGCAGAUGCAAUUUUCAUGAAGUGGAUUAUGCAUGACUGGAGUGACGAAGAUUGUAUCAAAAUAUUGAAAAACUGCCGGAGAGCAAUACCAAAGGAAACAGGGAAGGUUAUUAUUGUUGAUAUAGUUUUGCAAGCAGAGGGUGAUGGCCAAUUUGACAAGACAGGGAUGGCAUUUGAUAUAGUGAUGCUCGCGCACUUCUCGAGUGGGAAGGAGAGGACUGAGGCUGAAUGGAAAAGGGUAUUAGAAGGAGGAGGGUUUGGGAGGUACAAGAUCAUCAAAAUUCCAGCUUUACAGUCCAUCAUUGAGGCCUACCCAGAGUGAUUGAUUGUGUGUGUGUGUGUGUUUUCUUGUAAUAACGCCUCGUUAAUUAGUACUUGAUGGCUUCAUUCUA
This is a messenger RNA of Cornus florida, 1150 nucleotides long. RefSeq names its product xanthohumol 4-O-methyltransferase-like. Lineage: Eukaryota; Viridiplantae; Streptophyta; Magnoliopsida; Cornales; Cornaceae. Gene Ontology annotation, biological process: methylation. Gene Ontology annotation, molecular function: protein dimerization activity; S-adenosylmethionine-dependent methyltransferase activity; O-methyltransferase activity. The record is from RefSeq and is a predicted model, not a curated record. The transcript is spliced from 2 exons. The coding region runs from base 13 to 1080 and encodes 355 amino acids.